AUCUGUAUCCUGGCGAUCAAUCCACACGCUGGGAUUAGACAUUCUGAUCCCUGUCGUUUUUGUUAAGAUGAAAUUCAAAAUUGGAACGAAGUAACGCGCUUUCCCGCUCUUUUUAUAUUGACAAUAUGUGUUCGUAAACUAUGUGCGAAUUCCUUUGUUUUCGAAGAGCAUAACAUAAUUUGAAUAUGGAAUCUGAAAACACAAAUCUUCUAGACGAUGGCCAUCUUAACAACCAAGAAACAAUACUUUAGAAUAUCUACACAGAAUAUACUCGAAAUAAAAUGGAACCUUCUACAUCAACCUAUGAGAUGGAAAUAAAAAAAGAUAUCGAAACAGAUGUUAAAACGAAGCCAAUACUCUCUGCUGGUAAAAUAUUUUACAAACCAGGUGUUAUUGAAGAGGAAACGGAUGAGACGAGCGUGUUUGAGAGUUCUGUGGUAGAAUCGCCUAUGCUUGGGUUCAGUGCGAGUGGUCUACUACGACAGCAUUCAAUACACCCAGUGAGCAGUCUUCAUAGAAUACCAACAUACAGCAGUUCUAUAGGACAAAGCACGAUUUACAGAGUGGAUAGUUGUAGGAAUCGUUCGCACAGACAUGGCCUUUCAAGAAGAUCUAGACGACGAGCUAUACUCAAAAAUGGCGAAUGCAACAUUCUCAAGUCGCGCCUCAGCCAGCGACGAUUGCGAUUCCUGCAAGAUAUGUUUACAACUUUUGUGGAUGCCCAAUGGAGGUGGACAUUACUACUGUUUACACUCUCUUUCAUAGUAUCCUGGUUAAUAUUCGCACUCAUAUGGUGGCUGAUUGCGUUUACUCAUGGAGAUCUAGAGCCGGACCAUCUACCAGAGAUGCAAGAGUCAUCCAACUGGAAGCCCUGUGUCUUGGGAAUAUAUGGAUUUACAUCUUGUUUCCUAUUCAGUAUAGAAACGCAACAUACGAUUGGGUACGGUGCGCGUACAACCACAGAAGAGUGUCCGGAGGCGAUUUUCAUAAUGUGUUUCCAAAGUAUAGUGGGUGUGACGAUACAAGCGUUUACGGUCGGUAUAGUAUUUGCUAAAAUGACGAGACCGAAGCAGAGGACACAGACCCUGCUGUUUUCGAAGCACGCCGUGAUAUGUCAGCGGGAUGGUGAACUAUGUCUCAUGUUCCGCGUGGGAGACAUGAGGAAGUCGCACAUAAUUGGAGCAAGCGUAAGAGCGCAACUUAUUCGAUCCAGAACGACCAAGGAAGGGGAAGUGCUAUCCCAUUAUCAAACAGAGCUCGAAUUGAACGCGGACGGAUGUGACAGCAACCUAUUUUUCAUUUGGCCUAUCACUAUGGUUCACAAAAUAAACGCGGACAGCCCGUUCUAUGGCGUCUCCGCUGCGGAUAUUCUUCAAGAAAAGUUUGAAAUAGUGGUUGUUUUAGAAGGUACCAUCGAGUCAACCGGGCAAACGACCCAGGCCCGGUCCAGUUAUACGGCUAGUGAAUUAAUGUGGGGUCAUAGAUUUGUGCCUUUAGUGACAUACAAUCGUGAACGUCAGGGAUACGAAGUAGAUUAUUCCAAAUUCGAAGAUACUAUGCAAGUUGAUACACCACUGUGUUCAGCGAAAGAACUAGACGAGUUUUAUGGAAGCCAAGCGGACCACAGAUCUAUUGGUUACAUGAAUAGUUCCAGUACAUCCCCUGGAACAGCACCCGAUCCAAUUACCAGAAUGUCAGAUAGACUAGCCGUAGAUGCCUUAAACAGAGCAAGUCUUACCAAUAGACCGUCUUCAGUCAAGUACCCACCGGAUUUCUUUGACGCUCCACAUCACACCUCGUCUUCUAGUGAGGAAGAGACAAUGCGUAUAUCAGGAAAAAUUACUGCAAGAAGUUGACAAUUGCAAUCGCACUGAUAUUAAUAUGUAUGUUUCAUAGUUUAAUAGGCUCAGUUAAGCGUAUAAUUUUACAAACAAAUAUAUGACCGCUCUGUUACGGCGGAUAGCGGUUUUAAUCUUAAACUAUAACAGCGCCAUCUAUUGACUGUUAGCAAAGGAAUUACAAUAAUAGUAUAAUAAUUAUUUUAUAUAGACAAAUCAAAAUAUAAGAAUAAUAAUGAUUACUUAGGUAGAUUUGAAUUUGACUGUAGACCUGAUUUGGAAUAAGUGACUUAUUUACUAAGACUUAUAGUUAGAGAAAGCAAAUUGUAAGAACAACAAAAUAAAACUACCAAAACCUACGCUACGUUUUAUUGCCAAAGAAAGUAGUACAAAUUUAUUUUGAUAAUCAUCCUUAAAAUCGUAUAAUAUGGAUAAUUAUCAAAAUAUUUCCAUUUCUGUAUAUCAUGGCAUAAUACAUUAAAAAAUCUUGAAGCUAGAUCUAAAUAGUACCAUAUGUUCUAGAAGUUUUA
Pieris rapae (cabbage white) is the source of this 2368-nucleotide messenger RNA. RefSeq names its product G protein-activated inward rectifier potassium channel 3. Gene Ontology annotation, cellular component: plasma membrane. The transcript has 4 exons. Bases 282 to 1856 code for a protein of 524 amino acids. Gene Ontology annotation, biological process: regulation of monoatomic ion transmembrane transport; potassium ion import across plasma membrane. The record is from RefSeq and is a predicted model, not a curated record. Gene Ontology annotation, molecular function: inward rectifier potassium channel activity. Lineage: Eukaryota; Metazoa; Arthropoda; Insecta; Lepidoptera; Pieridae.